UAUACGGGAUCUUCGCAUGCACAUCUCGUUUCGCCGUAGAGAACAAACAAGCAUCAUUUGGCACUCCUAAGGGGCGUGAGCAUAUUGUCAACAGAUGGCUAGCAUUAGAGAGACGAUUGAGAGAUUAUCAGACGUUCAGACUGGCGGCAGAACGAAUGUCGAACAGUUAGCUAGUAAAGUGAACGGGAACGCUCGACUCGUGGAGGAUAUCAUACAGCUUGUUACAAAGGAAGCAGAGAGCGAGUUGGCCUUCAUUGUUUACGAAUGGCUGUACAACUGUUACAAACUACGGCAUGAUGACAUUUCUCUGUUUGUUCUCCAAUGUACAUCUCCUAUUAUCUAUAACUACUUGUCGGCAAUUUCUUCAAUGAAUGCACAGUUACAGAGCCACACAGAGCCGUGCCUGCUGGAGAUAUACAACCAGGUAGCAGUAGAAGGCGAUGCUGUACGUGGAAAACAGGCGUUUUCAAUACCAAGUGUGGCAAAGUCUAGUAUCUAUCACCAUCGAAAGACUCUACAAGGGAAACCUUCGUCAACACCGUUACUCACUGAGAGUGCAUUAAACAAGCACGAUCUGAAGUCACAGAAAGUUGCUUCUCUUUCUCUUUCAAGAAUAAGCAGAGUGAUUGCGUGUAACAGGAUGUCUGUUGUGGCUGUUGUUUUGUGUCGGAUUCAGGCUGUUAUGCUUGAUAUGUCUUUAACAGCUCGAAUUUCAUUCUGUCAUAUGUGUGUGAGGCUUGUUGCUUCUGGAUUUCCUCAGUGGACUGCUGCUCUUUCUAUUGAUUCUUUACGUUUCUCUCAUUUACAAUCAUCAUCUUCAUUAUCACAUUCAGAAAUCAUGGAACUCGCAGUCAAGCAGAGACUUCAUCUCACAUCUACUGUGUUACAUGAAAUGAUCUCAUCGGUUUACGUUUGUCUUUAUCAUGAUGAGUAUCUGGCUGCAAGACAAGCUGUAGAGGCAAUACGAUUAAGGGCACAGUUUGAUGGUGUAGCACAUGUGUUAUUGGCUGCUAAUGCUAUGCUCAACGGACUAAAAUCAAUUGAUGGCGACCCAAUGGCUGGACCCCUUGGGUUUAGUUUUGCAUCAUCUCAGGUGAUGUCUCGGAAAACGAGUACAGUGAAAUAUCAACUGGAUGUGAUUGACCACACGGAUGGAAAUGAAGCCUUUAGUGUUGAAGAAAUCGAUAACGAAGAGAAGACUGACGAUUCAGUUUUGCCAGAAAUUCAAGUUUUAGAUGACAACGAAGAGACAAUCACCAGAAAUGAACGAGUCGAAGCUCAAGAUGUUGAUAUCAAUGAAACUGUUGCUCAAACAUCAGGAAACGUGAAAGAACCAGUUGGGAGUGUCGAGUUAUUGGUGGCUCGUGGUAGUCAUGAUGUAGAGACGUUGUCACCGGGUGAUGUCGAAGUCGAGAUGACGGACAAGGAAGUGCAGAGUAUCGAGAAUGACACGAAAUUAGGGAAACCGUUAUGGACGGGACUUGAAUAUGAGACGGUUGUUUGAUGCUUUCAUCAUUUCAUAGUUGGAUGUUUCAUUGGGAAAGACUUGAAUUAUCUUUAAUUAAUUGAUUUAUUUUAUUGUCACACAGUAUGUGCCUUUGGAGUCCCAACAUUUUUUGGUUGCAGGCAUAUCAGUUUUGUCAAAAAUCAAUAAU
This is a messenger RNA of Corticium candelabrum, 1655 nucleotides long. RefSeq names its product hyccin-like. Lineage: Eukaryota; Metazoa; Porifera; Homoscleromorpha; Homosclerophorida; Plakinidae. Gene Ontology annotation, biological process: phosphatidylinositol phosphate biosynthetic process; protein localization to plasma membrane. The record is from RefSeq and is a predicted model, not a curated record. The coding region runs from base 95 to 1504 and encodes 469 amino acids. The transcript is spliced from 9 exons. Gene Ontology annotation, cellular component: plasma membrane.